This is a messenger RNA of Erigeron canadensis, 1032 nucleotides long. RefSeq names its product receptor-like protein kinase FERONIA. Gene Ontology annotation, biological process: protein autophosphorylation. Gene Ontology annotation, molecular function: transmembrane receptor protein tyrosine kinase activity; ATP binding. Lineage: Eukaryota; Viridiplantae; Streptophyta; Magnoliopsida; Asterales; Asteraceae. The transcript has 2 exons. The coding region runs from base 1 to 1032 and encodes 343 amino acids. Gene Ontology annotation, cellular component: plasma membrane; plasmodesma. The record is from RefSeq and is a predicted model, not a curated record.
AUGUCGUCUUCCGUGAAACGGUUUGAUCACUUAAAAAUCCCUCUUGCGGAUAUAAAAGCGGCCACCAACAACUUCAGUGAAAGAAGUCGUUGUGCAAUCGAUGAGUUCAGUACAACUUACAGAGGAUCUCUCUUGGUUGGUGGUGAGUCUAUUCCUAUCUCUGCACGGAGGCUAUAUCGUAGGGAUGGUUAUGGGUAUGGAGAAGUUGAGUUCUGGAGGGAAAUUACGCUGCUUUCUUGCCUCAAACAUGAAAAUAUUGUGUCGAAUAUUGGGUAUUGUGAUGAGGAGGAAGAUAAUUAUAAGUACAUCAUCAUAAACAAGCAAGAGACCCACGAAAGUCUGGAUGAAUAUAUUCGUCCCAGAAUGAUUAUGAUCGGAUGGAAUCAAAGAUUGAGAGUAAGUGUUGGUAUUGCGCGUGCAUUGAGUUACAUUCAUUACGAUGAGGGACGCGAUCUAAGCAUCAUACAUAAUGACAUCAAAAGCUCCACAAUUUUAUUGGAUGAAAACUUCGAGCCUAAGCUAUCCAGUUUUGGGUUUUCCAAGAUUAUUUCAGUAUCCGAAAGGUACGGUUCUCAUAACGCUGUAUUAUAUUAUUGUGCUAAAACUGAGUAUAUGGAUCCGGCAUACAAGAAAACUGGAGAGGUGAGCCAUAAAUCUGAUGUGUACAGUUUGGGCAUAGUGUUAUUUGAACUCUUGUGCGGGAGGUUAGCCAUUGAUAAUCCCCCAGGACAACUCGAUAGUUUUGAGACGAUAGCUAAGUACCAUUACGAAAAUGGAAAUUUAGGUCGUUUGAUUGAUCCGGCUCUGAGGGAAGAUCAGGACAUGGAAUCAUUUAAAUCGUUCUCCGAAACAGCGUAUUCUUGCUUGAAUCAAGACCCAUUGAAACGACCAAAUAUACGUCAGAUUGUCAGACUACUUGAGAAAGCUUUGGAACUUCGACAGAGACAUGAAAAUCCGUUGACACCAGAAAUACGACCAGUUGUUGACGUUGAAGAUACAUCAUACAGGAGAUUGGAGGUAAUUUAUAAUUGA